Molecule: messenger RNA, 2384 nt
Organism: Neltuma alba
Lineage: Eukaryota; Viridiplantae; Streptophyta; Magnoliopsida; Fabales; Fabaceae
Exons: 1
Coding region: 111-2015 (634 amino acids)
Source: RefSeq, a predicted model, not a curated record
ACCUUGUGACAACGAUAAACUGAGAAGAACUCACUCUCUCUGUCACUCCGUGUUUACUUUUUAUUCUUUUUUUUUUCAUCCUCGUCUUCGUCUUCUCCACCAUUUCUUCCAUGGAUCCCAGUAAAACUGAGGACGAUCUCUUUCUCAAUCAUCAUCCCCAUGAUCUGGACCCUUCUUCGAUUCUGUCUCACCAAAACCACAUUCACCCUUCCAUUUCUAACCCUUCCGACGACCCUUCUUUUUCUCUCCCCGAAAUCGUUCUCUUUCGCUCAUCUUGCUCUGAGUCUCCGAGUCAUUCCUCCCCUGACUCGCCCACCCAUUCGCCGAGUCGUGUUCCGGGCUCUUCUUCCCCUAAAAACCCAUCCCACCAACCCCUCUUUAUCAGUCCAGAACCCCAUAUCUCCUCCCAGUUUUACACCUUCAAUCCUGAGUCUCAUGCCCUUAUGAUCCGCUGCAUCCUUGAGCAGCGGCUCGCCACUCCCGUGGAGAUCCGUGCUGCGACCCCUCGAGCCGUCCUCAAGUCAUGGCGCGCUGUGUGGAAGGAUCGAAAUGAGGAGACGGCAUACCUGACGGCUUGGAAGCGCAUUCAAGACAAGCUCACGGCUCAUGUUGAUGAGAACGGUAACGAAUUUCUUUGUUUCAAGAACAAUUCCCAGCAAUUCGUUUCACACAUUAACCAAUGGCAAGACAUAGUAAUGAGUUUUCAUGGUGAUACUGAUUUAAAACAUUUGGGGCUGAAGGAAACCAUAGAGAGAAUUAAGCAAGUUUGGACGGUAGGUGCCAAAUUUUAUGGAAUCCCUGAAAGUUACAUUAGGGUUUGUGUUGCUGCAUGCCCGCUGUGUUCUGCAGCUUCAUCUGGAUCUGGAGCGAGAAGUAAGCGACGGAGGUUUGAGUAUACUGAAUCUUUUGAUGUGCCCGCUAAAGAGGUUCCUGAUAAGCUUCAACAGUUGGCUGUGAAGCAUAAGGUGGUGCUUUGCAUACGGCAGAAGUAUAUUAGGUAUAAGCCUUUCAUGGCUGAGGUAAAGGAUUACGCUUGUCACCGAGCGGGCGAGCCAGCUGCGAAGAAAUCAAAGCUUUUGAAAAGGGAACCAUAUGCGUCGAAGCGCUGUGGGUGUGGGUUUCGUAUAAGGGCUAUUGUGCCCAUUGCAAACUAUAAUGAGAAAGACAAGACUUUUGUGUAUCAAGAAGAGGGGAAAGCAGUGUUUAAGUUGUAUGCAGUGCAUUCUGGUCAUGAGCCAGGACCAUUGGAUGGUAAUGCCAGAAUUAUGCAUCGGGUUGUUGGCCACAAAGGAGGCUAUCAUAUGGAUCAAGAGACGGUAUUUGGGGUGAGUGAUGACAUGGAAAAUGAUAAUUUUGGGUUGAUAGGGAAAGACAAGGGAGAUUUGCGAUAUUCUGUUUUGCAGCAGGUGCAGGAAUUGAGAGCUGAAGUUGGAAUGUUAGAAGGGAAAAUUUCAAAUAUCCCACAUGAGUUACUGGGUUUGGUCUCUCAAGAAUUGUUUGAUGUUGUGAAUAGAAUUAGAAAUAUAGGUGCAGGUUUGAAGCCAGUCGGAUUGCUUUCUGAUAAAGAACACACAGAUGAUGUUUUGGUUGGCGAUAAUGAUUUGGCAAAUUGGAAUAAUCAUCAUCAUGAAAGGAUUUAUGGGGAUGGCAAAGAUACAGAGUUGAUUGAGGAUGAUGAAGACAGUUUUGGCCGCACUCUAGGAGAAGUUAUAUCUUGGGACCAGAUGAGGACAGAUUGUAGAAGUCAGAAAGAUCUAAUGAUCACGCCUUGUAAGCCUGAAAAGUGGUUAAAAUGCGGUGAUUUUGAUGAAAAGAGCAUGCUUGAUUGUGAGGAAACUAAACUAACCAAGCCUGUCCAACAUGAUGAUGCUAUUGUGUCUGAUGUUGGUCUUGGCUGUAUACAGGUUGAUAGUUUCUACCAGGAAAAUCCUAAAUGGUAUGAUUCUCCUCCAUGUAGUUUGGAUCCUGGUGCAGAUUGUGGGGAUAGUGGAUUCCGUCAUGAGGAGAUUUUGUAGAGCCUUGAACGCCAGAAGUUCAUCCACUCUAACUUAGUAAUCAAUUUAUGUUGUGCCUAUUUCCCCUUCAAACAGAUGAAAGUGGGAUUGUACAUUUAUGUAUACGGAAGGUUGGAGCUGCAUGCCUGGAAGUUUAGGUGUAUUUACUGCAUGUGGUUCUGUAAAGUAUAACCAACCAUGCUUCUCUUGCAUAUAUCUUCAUUAUCACUAAAUUUGUUAACCAAGAUCUUGGUCUUCAGAGUUUCUAGCUUGGUCCUUUGUAUAAUGAACGUCAGUGUUUUCUGUAAUCCAUUUUGGAACUCAGAGAUUCUUGUAUGUAUUAAUGAGCAGCCAUUGGCUUUUUAGUCCUACAUUUAUGUGUUGCAUGAA